AUGGCUGAAGAUUCAGAGCUAUGUGAUGUUAUCUGUGACGGACCCUUUGUUCCCACCAAGAAUCUUGGCGACCCAGCUGUAUCCAUUCCCAAGACGAGGAAGGAAUUCAAUGACGCUGAUAGAAAGGCCAUAGAAAAGAACUUUCGUGCAAAGCAAAUUCUUGUUUGUAGCAUUGGUCUUGAUGAAUAUAACAGGAUAUCGGCAUGCCAAUCAGCAAAAGAAAUCUGGGAGGCUCUUCAUACAGCUCACAAAGGAACAACACGGGUUAAGCAAUCCAAGAUCGACAUGCUCAUAAUUGAAUACGAGCUCUUCAGGAUGAAAGAUGAUGAAUCCAUCCAAGAAUUGCAUACUCGCUUCACAUCCAUCAUUAAUGAGCUUCACUCUCUUGGUGAAACUAUUCCAAGAAACAAGUUUGUCAAGAAAAUCCUUAGUGUACUGCCCAGUUCUUGGGAAAGCAAAGUGAACGCCAUUACAGAGGCGAAGGACUUGCAGAUACUGACCAUAGAUGAACUUGUUG
Nicotiana tabacum (common tobacco) is the source of this 517-nucleotide messenger RNA. The record is from RefSeq and is a predicted model, not a curated record. NCBI's taxonomy places the organism in Eukaryota, Viridiplantae, Streptophyta, Magnoliopsida, Solanales, Solanaceae.